AUGGCUGUUGGUAAGAACAAGAGACUUUCUAAAGGUAAGAAAGGUUUAAAGAAGAAGGUUGUUGACCCAUUCACCAGAAAGGAAUGGUUUGACAUUAAGGCCCCAUCUACUUUUGAAAACAGAAACGUUGGUAAGACUUUAGUUAACAAGUCUACUGGUUUAAAGAACGCUGCCGAUGCCUUAAAAGGUAGAGUCGUCGAAGUUUGUUUAGCUGAUUUACAAGGUUCUGAAGAUCACUCUUUCAGAAAGGUCAAGUUAAGAGUUGAUGAAGUCCAAGGUAAGAACUUAUUAACCAACUUCCACGGUAUGGAUUUCACCACUGAUAAAGUUAGAUCCAUGGUUAGAAAAUGGCAAACUUUGAUUGAAACUAACGUCACUGUCAAGACUGCUGACGACUACGUUAUCAGAAUCUUUGCCAUUGCCUUCACCAGAAAGCAAUCUAACCAAAUCAAGAGACAUGCUUACGCUCAAUCUUCCCACAUUAGAGCUAUCAGAAAGGUCAUCUCUGAAAUUAUGACUAGAGAAGUCCAAAACUCUACUUUAGCUCAAUUAACCUCCAAGUUGAUUCCAGAAGUUAUGAACAAGGAAAUUGAAAACGCUACCAAAGAUAUCUUCCCAUUACAAAACAUCCACAUCAGAAAGGUUAAGUUAUUAAAACAACCAAAAUUCGAUUUAGGUGCUUUAAUGGCCUUACACGGUCAAGCUUCUGGUGAAGAAAAAGGUAAGAAAGUCUCUGGUUUCAAAGAUGAAGUCUUAGAAACUGUCUAA
Molecule: messenger RNA, 768 nt
Organism: Tetrapisispora phaffii CBS 4417
Lineage: Eukaryota; Fungi; Ascomycota; Saccharomycetes; Saccharomycetales; Saccharomycetaceae
Product: 40S ribosomal protein eS1
Exons: 1
Coding region: 1-768 (255 amino acids)
Biological process (GO): translation
Cellular component (GO): cytosol; ribosome
Molecular function (GO): structural constituent of ribosome
Source: RefSeq, a predicted model, not a curated record